AAUGACAAUAACAACACUAGUCACCAACUUAUUAUAACUCUUCAUCCAUUCUCUCUCUCUAAAAGUCACCAAGUCCACCCAUAGGAUUUAACUUUGAACGUGACUAAAGAACAGAGAGAGUGAAAGAGAGAGAGAGAGAGAGCUUGAGGAAGGGGGUUAAGCAAAUCUGCAGAAACACUCUCAGAUAGAGAUUUAGUUCCCGCAGAUUCUACCGGCAACGACAGUGACGGCGGCGAGAAGCGGCGGUGUUGGCCGCGAAAACAAUGCAAAACCAGCUAUGGUCUGUACCGCUAACGAUUUAUCAAAAUGGGAAAAUUUUCCAAAGGGACUUAGAGUUCUUCUCCUCGACGGCGGCAGAGACGGCAUAUCGGCAGCCGAGACCCGAUCGAAGCUCGACUCCAUGGACUAUAUUGUCACUACAUUCUAUGAUGAAUCUGAAGCACUCUCUGCCGUUGUCAAAAGCCCGGAGAGCUUCCACAUUGCAAUCGUCGAGGUGAAUACGAGUGCAGAGGAUGAGAGUUUCAAGUACCUUGAAGCUGCCAAAGGCCUUCUUCCUACUAUAAUGAUUUCGGACGACCAUUGCAUCGCAACUACAAUGAAAUGCAUAGCGCUUGGUGCAGUUGAGUUCCUUCAAAAACCACUCUCACCGGAGAAACUAAAGAAUAUUUGGCAGCAUGUCGUUCAUAAGGCAUUUAAUGAUGGAGGAGCUAGUGUUUCGGAAUCACUUAAGCCCGUUAAAGAUUCUGUUGUCUCGAUGCUUAAUGUCGAUACCAAUAUGACAAUCGAUGAUAAAGAUCCAGCACCAUCAACCCCUCAGUUAAGGCAAGUUUCACGGUUACUAGACCAAGAGAACAGAAAUUGCUCGGUGGAAAAUGUAAACUCCCCUACCGAGAAAGAGAACACGGAGGGUCAUGACAUCGGUGAAUCCAAAUCAGUCGACACUACAAAUCAUGAAGACAAUGUUAUUGUCAAAGAAGAGAAAGGAGAUGGCGAAAAGGAAGAAGAACAAGGCCAAACCGAAGAACAGAAACAAGAAGAAGGUGAAACCGGAGAUUCAGUUAAUUUUCAUAAGAAAGAAGAUGAGACUAAUAAACCUAUUAAUAAAUCAUCCGGGAACAAGAACUUGUCUAGUAACAAAGCUAGUCGAAAGAAGGUGGAUUGGACACAAGAGCUGCACAAGAAGUUCGUGCAAGCGGUAGAGCAGCUUGGAGUCGAUCAAGCGAUACCUUCAAGGAUUCUUGAAUUGAUGAAAGUAGAUGGCUUAACUCGACAUAAUGUAGCUAGUCACCUUCAGAAAUUUCGGAUGCAUAGGAGAACUAUUCUUCCAAAGGAUGAUCAUAACCAUAGAUGGAUACAAUCUAGAGAGAACCAUAGACAAAUACAACGGCAAUAUAACGGUUUCCAGCAACAGCACCGUCCCGUAAUGGCUUACCCCGUUUGGGGUCUUCCCGGUGUUCAUCCGCCUGGAGCAGUUCCGCCUUUGUGGCCGCCGGCAUUGCCGUCUGCCGGUCAACUACCUCCAUGGCAUUUUAAACCACCUUAUCCAACGUUGAAUGGUAAUACAUGGGGUUAUCCGGUUGGACCACCGGUAACCGGAACAUUCUUUUCUCCUCCGAUAACCGGAACAUUCAGUACUCCUCCGGCGAAUCAGCUGGACGAGGAAAUGAUUGAUCAAGUGGUUAAAGAAGUGAUUAGCAAACCGGGGAUGCCGCUACCGCUCGGACUAAAACCGCCAUCAGCCGAGAGCGUUUUAACUGAGCUAUUGCGUCAAGACAUCUCGGCCGUUCCUUCUUCCUCUUCCUCUUGUCAAAUCAACGGCUCUCGUCGUCUCCGCUGAUGUGUCCACAAAGCGGGACCUAUGAAAACCAGGUGUGAUGAUGUAAUGCGUAGCAUCCUUCUCCGUAUCUGACGGUCCGAAGCAGGAACUGAUGAUUUUGGAUAUAGAGAGAGAUAGUUGAACAGUUUUUUAUUUUGUCAUCAAAUAUUUGGCUUUUUUUUUGUGUGUCACUGGUUUGGCUUUAUUAUAAUUAUUAUCGAAAAGAAUCAGACGGAUGUGGGCCACGACGAUAGUUCGAGGACCACAAAAAGAAAUCCGCGGCUGUAAAUAGAUCUCGGACACGAGAUUUUGAGGAGUCGGAAUCCGACAUGUGUUUCUCUUUUGUGGCUUGUAGAAGCGGGUCCCAUCAAAGAGUUUAAUAGUUGACCCUUUUUUGGUGAUGCGAUAAAAAAGUA
Messenger RNA from Brassica oleracea var. oleracea, 2232 nucleotides. RefSeq names its product two-component response regulator-like APRR2. Lineage: Eukaryota; Viridiplantae; Streptophyta; Magnoliopsida; Brassicales; Brassicaceae. Gene Ontology annotation, cellular component: nucleus. Gene Ontology annotation, biological process: positive regulation of DNA-templated transcription; phosphorelay signal transduction system. The transcript has 10 exons. Gene Ontology annotation, molecular function: DNA-binding transcription factor activity; transcription cis-regulatory region binding. Bases 278 to 1837 code for a protein of 519 amino acids. The record is from RefSeq and is a predicted model, not a curated record.